This is a messenger RNA of Oryctolagus cuniculus (rabbit), 2119 nucleotides long. The record is from RefSeq and is a predicted model, not a curated record. NCBI's taxonomy places the organism in Eukaryota, Metazoa, Chordata, Mammalia, Lagomorpha, Leporidae.
UCAUCAGCCAAGAGAAACGACAUGGCUUCUUCCUUCCCAAUUCGGACGCUUCUGAGGCUUCUUCUCGCCCACCUGCUCUGGCGAGGACUUGCAGGGCCGCGCAGAGCAGCAGUCAGGGUUCACGUUUCCUACAAGGACCCGCACUCUUCCUCCACGGAGACAGCGGCAAAGCAGCGCGCACUCCCCUCAGUGACGUGUGAGCGCAGCAUGUCGGCGUGCACCUGCGCAGUCACUUGUCGUCGUAUGCGCAGUAGCGUGUCAUCAUGCGCAUGCGCAGUCCUGUCUUGUGCAUAUGUACAGUCACGUGUCGGGCUGUGUCCCCGAGGCCCGUGGUGGUGUGCGCCUGCGCAAUCCCUUGUUGACGUGCGCAUGCGCAGUCCAGAGUCGGUGUGCGUGUGCGCGAGGCCGCCUCAGGAUGCACGUGGAGGCCUCGAGGGGUGCAGGAACGCAGGGUUCGUGAGUGCACCCCAGGAUCAGGCCAGCUGGAGCGAGAGAAAGAGGGCUGUGUGCAGGCCCCAGGACCCGAGUGCAGGCAGGCCUGGGGCCCUGUGGUGUCAGGGGACCCUGGAGGCCCAGGAGUGCCGUCUGUAUAAAGAGGGAAUCCCAGAGCCCUGGGACAGAGUGAUGCCCCUGGAGCGCAGAAACAAGGUCAAGUUCUCCAUCCCUCUCAUGGCUGAGGUGUACACGGGGCGCUACAGCUGUGUCUGCCUCAGCACUGCUGGCUGGUCAGAGCCCAGUGAUGCCCUGGAGCUGCGGGUGUCAGGAGCCUACAGCAAGCCCAGCCUCUCGGCCCUGCCCAGCCCCGUGGUGACCUCAGGGGGCAAUGUGACCCUCCAGUGCCGCUCCCAGCUGGGAUUCCACAGGUUCAUUCUGACAGAGGAGGGGGUGCCCUGGGCUGCCAGGACCCGGAGCUCAGAGCCACACCCUAGUGCGCAGUCCCAGGCCCUGUUCCCUGUGGGCCCUGUGACUCCUGGCCGCAGGUGGGCGUUCCAAUGCUAUGGCUCCUACAGGGAGAAUCCUUCUGUGUGGUCAGAGCCCAGUGACGCCCUGGAGCUGGGGGUGACAGGAGGACCAGAGCCCAGCAGCCCCUCGCACCCCCAGCCAGGCUCCCCCACUGCCCCAGCGCCCCAGGACCACUCCCUGGAGAACCUCAUCCGCAUGGGCGUGGCGGGCUUGGUCCUGCUGGGCCUCGGGCUUCUGCUGGCAGAGGCUUGGUACAGCCAGAGAAGGACCCGGGCUGCAGGCCAGCGGUGACCUGGAGAGAGGACAGAGCUGGGUCAGAGAGGCCAAGCCCUGGUGCGGGGGAGGGGGGAUCAGGCAUGCAUGGUGAGAAGCUGUGGGAAGUGGGAAGAGCUCACCUGGGGUUGUGGGAAUCCUGCUCAGGGGCAGGGACCCUGGUGGGCUGCUGGCAGUGCUGCUCCCCUGGGCUCCCAUGUGCAUUCUGGGAAGGGGCUCUGGCCUCCCGCAGCCCUGCCCACCGCCCUGCAGGCUCCCGUGCGGUUCCGUCCUGUUCCUCUCCAGGGACCGCACACAGCUCAGUGGCCCUGAGUGUCCACAGGAGCCCGAGCUCUGCCGCCCACGGAGAGGGUAAUGCCAGGAUUUGCUCCCCUUGACCUUCAGCAAGUGGGCCAGGAUGUGGUGGGACACCUGUCACUCAGGAUGGAUUUAAAAUUCUGCUCACAAAAAGGAGGCCAUGACAGGUGGGGCCAGAUGUGGGAGGUCAGAAUCAAUAGAUCUGGGCUGGUGCUGUGGCUUAAUGGAUAAAAGCUGCUGCCUACGGUUCCGGCAUCCCCUGUGGGCACCGGUUCAAUUCCUGGCUGCCCCACGUCCAAUCCAGCUCUCUGCUGUGGCCUGGGAAAGCAGUAGAAGAUGGCCCAAGAGUUUGGGCCCCUGCAUCCAUCUGGGAGACCCAGAAGAAGCUCCUGGCCCCUGGCUCUUGGCUCCUGGCUCCUGGUUCCUGGCUCCUGGCUCCUGGCUCCUGGCUCCUGGCUGGAGAUCAGACAAGCUCCAGCUGUGAGGACCCAUUGGGAUGAAACCAGCAGAUGGAUACCUCUCUCUCUCCUUCUCUCUGUAACUCUGAUUUUUAAAUAAAUAUUUUUAAAAACGUGUGGCUUAUCAA